This is a messenger RNA of Bombyx mori (domestic silkworm), 7546 nucleotides long. RefSeq lists its product as uncharacterized. Gene Ontology annotation, molecular function: RNA polymerase II transcription regulatory region sequence-specific DNA binding; DNA-binding transcription factor activity, RNA polymerase II-specific. Bases 286 to 1896 code for a protein of 536 amino acids. Lineage: Eukaryota; Metazoa; Arthropoda; Insecta; Lepidoptera; Bombycidae. Gene Ontology annotation, cellular component: nucleus. The record is from RefSeq and is a predicted model, not a curated record. Gene Ontology annotation, biological process: regulation of transcription by RNA polymerase II. The transcript is spliced from 4 exons.
ACAUCAGUGUUUCGUAUCAGCUGACAACCAAAGCAAAACAGUCGGUGCGCGACCAUCUUGUCAAAACUCAGUCGGUGACAACAAAUAAAUAUUGUAAAAUGUCCUAAGCCGCUCAGGUUGACUUAAAGUUAUUAUUGUAUUUAAUAAAGUGUAGUGUUUUUUACAUGUCGGUGUUGUUAACGGAGCGGUUACAAUACAUUUUGCUCAAUAUUUCGCGUUUGUGUUGCGUCAAAUGACGUCAUGUAUGUGAUACACGUAUCGGGGCUGAGCAGUUUAUAGUUAACCAUGUAUGAACAGGAGGCUGAAUCGGAGCCGGCGCAUCACGCGCGUCGUCCCAUGAACGCCUUCCUUAUAUUCUGCAAGCGGCACAGGAGCGUCGUGCGGGAUAAAUAUCCUAAUUUGGAGAACAGGUCAAUAACUAAGAUCCUCGGAGAGUGGUGGGCCAACUUGGACAAAGAAGAGAAAGCUUGUUACACAGGUCUUGCUAAACAGUACAAAGAUGCUUUCUUCAGCGCCAAUCCCGACUUCAAGUGGUACAAGUUGCCCGCGCCGCCGCUCCGCACGCUCUCCUCUCGACCCAGAGAUGUUCCCGACAAACCGGCUGUUUCGCCCCACGCUGACCAACACGAAAUCGAACUAGAGAGAACCAACAAUAAUUCCACAAGAGUCGACCUCAACAAAAAGACUAUUAUUGUACCUUAUGAACACGAACCGAAAUUGUCGAUGUUCACACCUGGGAAACUAGCUGACGAAGCCCAAAUGGGAGGCCUCAGCAGUCUCUUAGCUACUAAGACUGAACCACAAACGCCUAACCCCUACUAUUCGCCUCCGAGCUUUAAGUACAACACGAUCUCAAAUCCGAACGAAAUCAGAUCUCUUAAACUAUUAGAUGCAGCCAGAUCGAAGGGUGCUAACAGGGAAGACAGUAUACGCGAGCUCCAGAAUGCUCUUAACGAGACAACUAGGGUCUUUGAAGAAGAAUUCGACGCUGAAAAGGCUAAUAUGUACGUCCAUACCCCACAGAACGAGUUUACUAAUCAAGAUGUGAUCGACCAAAUUGUAGAUAAGAGGUACUGCGGAGACGAAUAUGGUUAUAAUAGAAAUGGAUCUGAUGACGAAAGAAUGAGAUCGGGUAGGUCAUGUAAAGGGAAGAGGUACCAGGAAUUCAUGGCAGUAGGGGGUUUGAUAGUCAACAAGCGACAGAAGAGGGAGCCGGGUGAUCGUAUGCCAGACGAUAGCUACAACGCAGCGUGCAGCUGGGAAUCUGGCAAUUCGUUCUCUGACGAGUCCAAAACCGCUUCAAAUGAGACCUCGCUGGAGGAAAACAAGAUCGAUCCGAACGAAACGCCCGAUACUGACAAUAAUCCAAACAAAACAUUCAAGGCUGCCGACUUUGACUUAGACGCUAAAAUAAGAGCGUUGCCCUCGCUCAGCCUCGAGAAGUUCCAGCAGAAGAAACGGGAAAACAAGAGGAAGAAGAAAUCGUUGAGCGUUCGCCCGAAAGUGUACGAGUCUCCCGUCAUCAUCAACUCUGUAGCGCGACCCGUCAUGGACGAGAGGCGGGAUAUGGCGGAGAACUGGCGCGAAACGGUCAUCGGUAGCCAAAAACGGAAGCCAAGGAAAAUCAGCAUAACGAGACUCGAGAUCAACAGCUGCGUCACCAACAUAGACAGCAAUCACGUCCACAAGAUCAGUCCCGAGAUAAAAAUCGCCACCGAAGCACCCAGCACGGUGCUUCAGAGCAUGGACAUGUGCAAACAAGACCCGACGCACGACGUUGACUUAUUAGCUCUGGCGACACUGGCCGAAGUGGCUGCAAAUACUUCGAAACUCGAAGACUCGUCUAUUGAAAACAUGUCGGUCAAAAUGAGCGAAGGCAACGCUUCCACGGUAUAAAAUACCAACAGUACACAAUUAGCCUUAAAACUAUAUAAGAAUAUUCCAAAAAUUAUUUACUCCGUAAUCAGAUUAUAUUAUUUAUACAUAGAUCUUAAAUUUACAUCAUACGUAUGAACAUUGUACACUCUUAAUUAUUGUAGUUUUUAUAAAUUAGUUACAAGUCUAAUGAUAUAGAAGAAAAAAAAUAUAUUUACUAAUAUGUGUUAGUCUUACAGUAACGUGUAGGCUGCUACGUUCUGCUUCGUUAGAUCUAGAAGUAAUACUAUAAUGGGUGUUAGAUUAUCGUGUCAAAGAAAAUACGACUUUAUGCACAUCAGUUAUUACAUAAAAACAAAUGUUGAGAUAUUUUUAAGUGCACGUGCACUUUUUGGCCAAAUGUAUGUGACUCGAAACUGGGCACAUCGUAGGAUGAUUCCGUACAUCACAAUAUAACGGUUUGCCAAAAAAAAGUCAUUUUAUGAUUAGAACCUCAUAAGUAGAUAGAUACGUUAGUUAAUUAUAAAUGCGUUUCUGUGAUCCAGAGUUGUCUGAUUGGAUGCUAAAAUAUCAUGGUGUGAUCGAAUCAUUGAUUCCAUUCAUCAUUCGAACCAUGUUUGCCAUAAGAGCUGAAUAUAAACUGACGCUUUCUGAUAGUAUACGUGUAAAAAACAUACUUUCCUGCCUAUUCGCUGGUAGCCUAACAGGAUAUUCCAGCGGGCGGGUAGGUGACCUCACGGGGGCUCAACCUGACAGAAUUUGCUAACACUAGCCAAAGCAGUGCUUCGCAGAAUCUACCAUCAGAACGGAAUCACGACCCACUGAGAAUAUCCGGCGAGAAGCUCAAUGGCUAAACCUUAUCAACGCAUCGUUGUUCAGACCCAUUACCACGGAGAGACUGGCACUCUAUGAUUGUAUGUGCCACGAGGAUGUUCUUAAAAAUUAUUUGAGACCGGAUCAUCUUCUUUAUCCACUAUUUAAACCGGAGUCGGAGCAGAGUUCAACCUUUCCACCUUGAACCUCAAUCUCCAUAAUGUAUAACGCUUUACGAGAGAUAUUUUUCGCCACCCACAAUCCGGAUUUUAUUCGUCUACUUGUCAGCAUCAGCCAAUGAAUGUGAGGACCAAUCGAAGGGGACCCGUGUCCAGUUAGGCAACUCUGAUUCGCGUGACGUUUUAUGUCGCCUUAACGUUUAGAUGUGUACGAAUGAAGUAUGACACCACGCUUAGAGACUGGGAUAAAUGCAUUUUUAAGGUGAUUAAUAUUUUUAAUUACAAUUACUCUCUGAUGAACGGUAAAAUGUUCUUUGUUGACGGUACAUCUAAGUCGUCGUGGCUGAAUGGAUAUGAAGGCGUGCGCGUAUGUACCAUGGUUCGAUUUUUGGGACAUAUCUGACAAGUUUUAUACGAUAUCCAUGAUGAGGAACAAUUUCGUGCGUUCAAAUUCAACCCACAAUAAACAAUUACUAAUGUGCGUAAUUACUAUUGGUAGGGCGAUAUCUAACCGCAUUUGGAUUGGUACCUCCAUCCUGUCUUUUCUACCGCGAAUCAUCGUCAUCCUUAUUUAAUAUAAGAAAAAGAACGACCAAGCAAUCUAACUCGUGCACGAUAAAGAAAAGAAUUGUUUUACCGUGAUUCAGACAAUUUAUACAAUUUAUAAAUAAAUAUAUAUAUGUAUAUUAUAUUUAUGUAUACCUAUAUAUGUAUUAGAGAUUUACACUAUACAUACAAGUUAUUAUGUGACUGUUAGAAAACUUAUAUUUGUAGCAAUUUUAUAUUAUUCCUGAACGAUGAUAAGAAAGUAUUAUAAAUUAUUCAUAAAUCGAUAAUAGUCUAAGACUUGUGCUAUUACACGAUUUAUUGUGGUCGUAUGUCCCCCGCUUGUUCCUAUUCUAUGGCGUCUUAACAAACAAGUGACACCAUUGAGACAUCGCUUCUCAAACUAUACCUUUCAACCCGCCAAUAUAAAAUGUCAAAUUCCAGAUAUCAUCUAAAACCCAAUGAAGUAGGAAACCUAUGGAAAUGAAACGUCAACCAAAAUUUCGUGCCACUGUGACGUCAUCUGGCCACAAAACAUGGCGGCUUUAGUGCUGUACAAAAGAUUUCAAUGUUAUCAGGUUUUAUCGAUAAACGUUCUUGGCUCAUUUUAUUUUAAAUAUUGUUGAGUAUUAUUUAUUUGUAGAAUUUAUACUUUAAUGGGAAGUAAGUAGGUAUAUUGUUAUGUGCAAAUAUGAUAUGAUUUAGAUGGGUGAAAUCUAAGACAAGUUCGUCCUUCGAAUUUGCCGAGUAAACGAUAUGAUGAUUUUUAAAAGUUGCUACACUGAUUUUAUAAAGUUGUCGUUUGUCGCAAAACAUAAAGAUAUGGCGUAGUUCAAAGCCAUCAGCCCAUUUCUAGCAUGCUAAAUGUUAUCGUAUUUUGAGUACGUGUUUUUCUUAGACUAUAACAAUCUAUUUUAAUUGUUUUGCUGACUCUAAAGUCCGUAACAUACUACCGCAGCGCACCAUUUGAAUCACUUUCGCUUGAGAGUGAUUCAAAUUUUAAACUUAUCAAGGGACCGCGUGAAAAAAAAAAACACCUACAGAACAUUUAUUCAUUAAUUACAAACGUCAUUCCUUGUGACUUCCUCUCUAAAAUCACUUAAUUAUUAAAUAUUUAACAAAUUUACAAUAGUGUUUUACUCACUGCGGAAUAAAACUAUUUUAGUUAAAUAGUUCCGAAGAGAUUUUGUCGGUAGCCUUUUUCCCGAAAUAUCUAAACAGAAUGUCUAAAUAUGUUUUGAUGACAUAUUUUAAAGUGGUAUUUAUGAUUAGUGUCAUGAUCAAUAGAUUCCGACCGAAAAAUGGAUUUUUCGGAUGAGGGCUCCAUAAUGAAUUUAAAUACAUAUAGAUAAUAGUUUUAGGGCAUCGACUUUCUUGAGAUCCUAUAAAAUACGUUUUAAUUGUUAUUUUUGUAUGUUUUAAGCAUGAUAAAUUAUGAAAUUUUAUAUAAUCAAUCAUAUUAAAUCGAUAUCAAAGUCAAUAAAUAAUGUACAACCCAAAACAGACGGCCGAACUGACGUGACAAUGACAUUUGGCGCGCUAAACAUGGCGGAUUUUCGGCCUCAUUAGACGGAGACGGAGAUAUUUACGUAUAUUCAUGUUUCAUUUUAUGUACGCACUGAAAUACUGUUAUAUUGUUUUCCUGCGAGUUAAAGUGCUGAGUAAGAACGAGAUAGAUAUAUGUUUAUGUAUGUGCCUUCAAAAUGGGUGCUAUUUAUAUAAGCAAUUGUACGUAUAGAACAAUAUGUCGUGUCCCUACUAUAUAGGUCUAUGCUAAAACCGCUGUUUUCUGACAAUCACAUAAUUCAUGACACUAGGUGUCAAAAAUGUCAUUUAGAAUUUAAGUAAAUGGAAUGCUUUCGUCAUAUCACGAAGGGUGAUUUUGAUUAAAAUCAAAACUACUACUUAAAUUAAGAGGAAGAUUGAGAAGAGCGCGAUGAAAAUAAUAGAUUUUGUUGUUGAUAAAAGCCUCUCGAUUGCGUUGGCCUGACCUUUGAGAGAUCGUUGACGAUGAUCAUCCAACGCAAAAAGUUAUUUUAUUUCUGUUUCGUUCAUGUGAAAAACGUUCAGUCGGACAGCCAAGAUCUGAAAAAUAUCCCGAAGAACGCGAGUCCUGGAACGGUCAGUACUAGUGAAGAACAGAGACGAUUUGUGGUAUUUGAGGCCAAGGUCAUUUUCGGGCCGCUAAACCAUCUUGAUCAGUAGUAGUAUUACUUAACCAUAUUGAUAUUGCGGGUAUCAAUUUUGUCGCAUGUGAUGAAAGCAUUUUAUAUUUUAAAAAAAAAACACGAGAUCCAAAUGUAAUAUAUCAAUAGAGGAUAAAAAUGAAAUUUCGAAAUUAAAAGUCUAAAAUUAGACAGGUUUUCUCUCUAAAAAAUGAAAAUUUAAAUUGAUGAGUAAAACUCACACUUUUAUUUGUGAUAAAAAAAAAACCUUUAACCAAACUAGAAUAAUGUUGUCAUCAUCAUUUGUGUCUUUUCGUUUGAAAAAAAAAGACGAUAAAAAACCCAAAAAAACACGUUAUCAUUUCCUUAGGAGCUUCUGAUUAGGUGUAAUAAUUUUAUGUCCCUAUCAGGUACCUGAUGUUGAUCGAGAAAAAUGUGGAUUUAAAAAAAAGAAAACUAAAAAAAAAGUGUUUUAAUUACAUUUUAAACAUUUCUAACAGUUAUGUAUCGCGGUAAAUUAUUUAAGAUUCGGAACAGUGUUUCUCAACGUCUGCGUUUUUUAUUGCAAACUUUUUUUGUUUUUCGUUUUUAAAGUGUUACUGUGAUUUUAUUAUCUUUAAGGUUGGUGAGGUGAACCUUGAACUGGUGGUCUAGUCUAGAAAUAAGGUUUACAAUGAACGAAAAUUAAAAUAUAUAUAUUUGAAAAGUGCACUUAUAUUUUUUAAAUUUACACUAAUGAAAUAAAUAUCACAAAAGCCAUAAUGUGACAUGCUCAUCCAAAGACCAAUGUAAAUAAUAUAUAGAUGUGGUAGACUGUAGAUAUAUGUAAUAUAGUUAUACAAAUACGUAUGCGUUAUCGUUGUAGUCUGUUUAAUAACCAACAUGGUAAAUGAUAAAACAUUGAUGCACGAAAUUUUUUAAUAACACAGCUUUCAUUCAUUUGGUUUUUUCGUUAAGAAUUUCAAUAAUAUUAUACAGAAAUAAGCUAAACUUUUCGUUUCGUAUUUUGUAACAUAAUAAUAAUGUGGAUUAACGCGAUUUUAUCUUUCAAAUUGAGUUGACAUCUCUGUUAAACGAGAUCAAGGAAAUUACUUUACAAUAUCCAGCAUUCGUAUGCUUUCCUACUGCUGAAGCAAGAAAAAAAAUUGCGCUUUUCACUUAUUAUGUUCUUAAUUGAUAGAUAAUAGUAGAUAUAUGUAUAUUGUUGAUUUUGUGUAAUUUUUUUUUAUUAUUUGUUACGUUUUUUAUUAAAUGUUGGUGAGCUUUUCCCACGGUUCCUAUUCGAGAUUUUUUAUUGAUGAGCUUACGGGGCUUUAAGGCACUUUUCACAAUACGCACCGACGGUUCUUAUGAGGGAAUGUUUUGCCUUGAUAAUAAAACACGAGCCUUAUUUUGUAUUUAAUAUUAGUAUUAAGAUAUACUGAGGAAUGGGGCCAGUAUGAGCACGCAGGUUUCUUUCGAAAAAAUCCGAAAAGUACGAGCUAAAUAUAUAAUAUUCGAAAAGUAAUCUCUACAAAAAUAUGUUUUUUUUUUAAGUUUUUGUUAGUAAAUGAAUUAGAAAUGUGGUGCUGGAUGAUCUGUAACGUGUUAAAAUUAAGAUUGUCGUUCGUUGCUUUUAUUUACUUGUUUAAAGCAACGAACGUGUAUGUGUAGGUACGUUAGCGAAAAGAAUUAUUUAUUUAAAAGACUUCACACGUCUUGUUUUGUUGAUAAUAUUUUUAUUGGAUUGAAAAAAAUCGUAAGGUUUUAUUUUCGUAAUCGGUGUAAAGGGGCAACCUUCCAUAGUUUGAGAAACACUGGUCUUGUUUUUUUUAGUUUGUAAGUUAGCGCAUAAUAUUAUUAUGUGGGCACCCAAAGUGUUAACCUGUAUGGUUCCAAAGUAUUGUUGAAUGUUUUGUUAACGAGCGCUGUUCAGUUUAUAUAUAUAUUUUUAUUGUAGUAUAAUAAAGUUUAUUCAUAUUAACGGUA